GAGCGACGCUGCGUGUGUCGCCGCGGCCGGGGCUGGGACGAGGCGGUGGCGGCGGCGGCGGCGGCGGCGGCGGCGGCGGCGGCUGCGGCCGGGGUAGCAGAAGGUCGUCCUCUCGCAGUGCGGGCGCGGCGGCUGCGCCGGGGUCCCCAGGAGGCGGCACGGGGCGUGAAUUCUCUGGGGCGCAGCCAGGCCUGCGCGGGCCCGAGGCUGGAAGAACGGGGGCUCCUGCGUCGCGAUCUUGAAGGAAAGGCGCAUACCUUGAAGGCACUAACACGUCCUACCGUUGUCAACUGAUUCUUAUGGAAAUCUGUUAAUUCUACUUUUUGAGCACUUAUGAAUAACCACGUAUCUUCAAAACCAUCUACCAUGAAGCUAAAACAGACCAUCAACCCCAUUCUUUUGUAUUUCAUACAUUUUAUAAUAUCACUUUAUACUGUUAUAACAUACAUUCCAUAUUAUUUUUUGUUUGAGACAAGACAAGAAAAAUCAAACCGAAUUAAAGCAAAGCCUGUGAAUUCAAAACCUGAGUCUGCAUACAGAUCUGUUAACAGUUUGGAUGGUUUGGCCUCCGUAUUAUACCCCGGAUGUGAUACACUAGAUAAAGUCUUUAUGUAUGCAAAAAACAAAUUUAAGGACAAAAGACUCUUGGGGACACGUGAAAUUUUAAACGAGGAAGAUGAAGUACAACCAAAUGGAAAAAUUUUUAAAAAGGUUAUUCUCGGACACUAUAAUUGGCUCUCCUAUGAAGAUGUCUUCGUUAGAGCUCUUAAUUUUGGAAAUGGCUUACAGAUGUUGGGUCAGAAACCAAAGACCAACAUCGCCAUCUUCUGUGAAACCAGGGCCGAAUGGAUGAUUGCUGCACAGGCGUGCUUUAUGUAUAAUUUUCAGCUUGUUACAUUGUAUGCUACUCUAGGAGGUCCGGCUAUUGUUCAUGGAUUGAAUGAAACAGAGGUGACCAACAUCAUUACCAGUAAAGAACUCUUGCAAACAAAGUUGAAGGAUAUAGUUUCUUUAGUCCCACGCCUGCGGCACAUCAUCACUGUGGACGGGAAGCCACCGACCUGGUCCGAAUUCCCCAAGGGCGUCAUCGUGCACACCAUGGCCGCGGUGCAGGCCCUCGGAGCCAAGGCGACCGCAGAAAACAAACCUCAUAGCAAACCAGGGCCCUUAGAUAUUGCAGUAAUCAUGUAUACAAGUGGAUCCACAGGACUUCCAAAGGGAGUCAUGAUCUCCCACAGCAACAUUAUUGCUGGUAUAACUGGGAUGGCGGAAAGGAUUCCAAGGCUGGGAGAGGAAGAUGUUUACAUUGGAUAUCUGCCUCUGGCCCACGUGUUAGAAUUAAGUGCCGAGCUUGUGUGUCUUUCUCACGGAUGCCGCAUCGGCUACUCUUCACCACAGACGUUAGCAGAUCAGUCUUCAAAAAUAAAGAAAGGAAGCAAAGGGGACACAACCAUGUUGAAACCAACACUGAUGGCAGCUGUUCCGGAAAUCAUGGAUCGGAUCUACAAAAAUGUCAUGAAUAAAGUGAAUGAAAUGAGUAGUUUCCAGCGCAAUCUGUUUAUUCUGGCCUAUAAUUACAAAAUGGAGCAGAUUUCAAAAGGGCAUGGCACCCCUCUGUGUGACAGGUUUAUUUUUCGAAAAGUUCGAGGCUUGCUAGGUGGAAACAUUCGGCUUCUGUUGUGUGGAGGCGCUCCACUUUCUGCAACCACACAGCGGUUCAUGAACAUCUGUUUCUGCUGUCCCGUGGGGCAGGGGUACGGACUCACCGAAUCUUCUGGUGCAGGAACGAUUACAGAAGUAUGGGACUACAAUACUGGCCGAGUGGGAGCACCAUUAGUUUGCUGUGAAAUCAAACUGAAGAACUGGGAGGAAGGUGGAUACUUUAAUACCGAUAAACCACACCCCAGGGGUGAAAUUCUUAUUGGCGGUCAAAAUGUGACAAUGGGAUACUACAAAAAUGAAGCAAAAACAAAAGCUGAUUUCUUUGAAGAUGAAAAUGGACAGAGGUGGCUCUGUACUGGAGAUGUCGGGGAGUUUGACCCUGAUGGUUGUUUAAAGAUUAUUGAUCGUAAAAAGGACCUUGUGAAACUCCAGGCAGGAGAAUAUGUUUCUCUUGGGAAGGUAGAGGCAGCUUUGAAGAAUCUCUCACUCAUAGAUAACAUUUGUGCAUACGCAAACAGUUACCAUUCCUACGUCAUUGGAUUUGUCGUGCCAAAUCAAAAGGAACUAACGGAACUCGCCCGGAAGAAGGGACUUCAGGGGACGUGGGAGGAGCUGUGCAACAGCUGUGAAAUGGAGAACGAGGUGCUCAAAGUGCUUUCCGAAGCUGCUGUUUCAGCAAGUCUAGAAAAAUUUGAAAUUCCAGUAAAAAUUCGUUUGAGCCCUGAACCGUGGACCCCCGAAACUGGCCUGGUGACAGACGCCUUCAAGCUGAAACGCAAAGAGCUUAAAACACAUUACCAGGCGGACAUUGAGCGGAUGUACGGAAGAAAGUAGUUCUUCUCUCUCAGCACGGUUUGCUACAGGGAGCUCAGAUCAAAUAGGAAAAUACUUGAAGCGCGUGUCUCCAGCUGUGAGGCAAACCCCAUUCUUCGUAUUAAAGCCUAAACUGUUACUUCUCAUGACGUCGCCAUUUUUACUGACAGGAUUAGUAAAACAUUAAGACAGCAAACUGGUGUCUGCCUCUUCUUUCUUGCCCCUUUCCAACUUACCACCUAGGACUGCACUUGUCAGCAUGAGGACUUUCCGAAUCAUUUUGGGGAACGGUGAUUUUAAAACCUCAAGUUUUUAAACAUGAUUUAUAUGUUCUGUAUAAUGUUGAGUUUGUAACUUUUUAAAGUUUGGAUGUAUAGAGGGAUAAAUAGGAAAUAUAAGAAUUGGUUAUUUGGGGGGCUUUUUUACUUACAGUAUUUAAAAAUGCAAGGGUAUGGAUGUGAAAUUAUGUAAAUUCAGACGCUUAUGAAUCAAAUCAUUGUUGAACAAAAGAUUUGUUGCUGUGUAAUUAUUGUCUUGUAUGCAUUUGAGAGAAAUAAAUAUACCCACGCUUAUGUUUUGAGAAAUUGAGA
Lynx canadensis (Canada lynx) is the source of this 3065-nucleotide messenger RNA. RefSeq names its product acyl-CoA synthetase long chain family member 3 (gene ACSL3). Gene Ontology annotation, biological process: long-chain fatty-acyl-CoA metabolic process; long-chain fatty acid metabolic process; neuron differentiation. Gene Ontology annotation, cellular component: plasma membrane; lipid droplet; endoplasmic reticulum. The coding region runs from base 334 to 2496 and encodes 720 amino acids. Lineage: Eukaryota; Metazoa; Chordata; Mammalia; Carnivora; Felidae. Gene Ontology annotation, molecular function: long-chain fatty acid-CoA ligase activity. The record is from RefSeq and is a predicted model, not a curated record. The transcript has 16 exons.